Messenger RNA from Klebsormidium nitens, 6231 nucleotides. The record is from the annotation of a GenBank genome assembly. NCBI's taxonomy places the organism in Eukaryota, Viridiplantae, Streptophyta, Klebsormidiophyceae, Klebsormidiales, Klebsormidiaceae.
CUGCAAAAUUGUGGAGUCCUGGAUUGAGGUGGUGGCAUUCCUUGAAAGCGCUUUGAACAUUGUGCAGCAACAAACGUUCCUUUUUGCAUAAGUUGCGAGAGGCGUAUGGGAGCGAAUUUGCACUGGUAGAGAGAGCUCAGUAGGAGGGCCAAAGGCUGUUCUGAGAGCCUACUAAGGUUUUGGUUGUUUCAGUUGUGGGGUGUAAUGAGGCUUUGAAACUCGUCAACAAUGCAGCCGUUCAACAAUCCGGCGGGGCAGCAGAGUGCUGCUUACGGCCAGAUGUACAAUUCCGCUGGGUUUCCGCAGCAGCAAUGGAAUCAACCAUAUCAAGGCACCCAGCCAAGCUCGACAAUGCAAAACCAGAGCCAGCAAGGGGCUGCCCAGCCCGUCUACAAAAGCUUCCCGGGCUACGGAGGCUCAGUCGCUCCUUCCUCUCAAGACGCCUCCAAACAGGCAGUGUUCGCCCCUCCCUAUGCGACACAAUCCCAGUCUGGUCAACAAGGGCAGCAACCGGGCCCAACUCAGCAAGCUCCCGGCUUCGGCACUGUUCAGAACCCUCGGACUUCUCAAAAUCCUCAAAGCUUUCAAACUCCCCAAAGCUUUCAGAACCCCACCACUUUCCAGAAUCCUCAGGCCCGUCAGCAAAGUCAGAGCGCUCCCGUCCCUGUGAACCGGCCAAGUGGGCAGUCUGUGUACGAACUUUACAACCCGCAGUCAGGCCAACCGUCUAACGCCGUGCCGAACCCUCAGUCGCAACCAGCCAAAGGGCAGGGGAAUGCAGCUGCGGCGCAGAAUGACCUCCCCCCGUGGACUCCUGAUUGGAGCCCGCCGCAGGCGUCAAGCAAGCCGACCGAGCCCUCAGGAGCGCAGCCCACUGCGCACACUGGGGGACAGCUGGCGGGCCAAUCCGGCGGCCUGUUCGAGGGCCAGGCUAGUGGCCAGUUUGGGGGCCAGAUCGGUGCGCAGUUUGGAGGGCAGGCCCGUGGGCAGACUGGGGGUCAGUUUGGAGGGCAGUCCAACGCUGGACAGAUUUUUGUGCAGCCAGCUGGCGGAAUGGGAGGACAGUCUGGCGGGCAGGCGGGCGUUGGGGCAGUGGGACAGAGCACCAACCAGUCGACUGGCCAAUUUCCUCAGAUGGGGAGCAGAGGUGGGCAGGUUGUUGGGCAGUCAGGGGCGCAAUCCAACGGGCAGUGGGGGGGGCAAGCCUGGGGCCAAGGAGUUGGCCAAGCUAGUGACAACUCGGGUCGGCAAGUGAGAACUGGGGACCAGUCAUUUGGGACUGAACGGCGGCAACAAGGAGUGCCUUUUGGCGGGUCGCAAUUGAAGGGGCAAGCGGGGGGUCAGCAGAACCUGCAGAGUGCGACUCAGUCCUCUGUGGGGGCGCAGCUGGGCUCACAGAGCGGCGGGGCUUCAGUUGGGCAGUCUGGUGGGCCGACGGCUGGCCAUUACGGCCACUUCGGGGGGCAAACACAAAGUAGUGGGGGCGCCCAAGCGGGGGCGCAGCCUGGGAUGCAAAGGAGCGGGCAACAAGGGGGCCAGUCUGGGGGCCAGUCUGGUGCGCAGUUUGGUGGGCGAUAUGGCGGGCAGUCGAGUGGGCAGGCGGCAGGACAGUCCAGUGGGCAGUUUGCGUGGCUGUCGGGCUUGGGUGGCCAAUCAGCGGGACAGCCAAGUCAAGCUCAAGGAGGAGCAUUUGGGCAGCAGUCCAGCGGGCAGUCGACCGGUAGUGGACGUUUGGGUGGUCCAACCACCGAGCAGCUGGGGGGGCAAGGGGCGGGACAAGCUGUGGGGCAAGCUGGGGGAAGAGAAGCGCAGUACAACGAGCAGACUGGAGCCCAGACUUUUCAAGGUGGGGGGCAAAGUUUGCCGCAGAGGGGGGGCCAGCCUGGCGGGCAGUUUGGUGGGCAGUCUGUAGCGCACGCAGGGGCGCAGUCGAGCAGAGCGCUUGGUCCUCAACCAACUGGACAGAUGACCAGUCAGUCUUAUGGUGCCUCCAAUCCCCAGCAGUCAAUACCUGUGCAGAGUUAUGGGCAGGGGUCCGCUCAGCAAAGUGGGGUGCAGUCCUGGCAGCAAUCCAAUCCUCCGUCUGGCCAGCGAGAGCAAAGAGGCGGGAAGUUCGUACAACCCGAGUCGCCGCUUUCGCCUGCACAUCCUCCGGGGUACUCUCCUCGCGUGCCGCAAGGAGGUUUGAGCUCGGGGGGAAACGGGGGACAGGCACGGUUCCAGGGGGGUUACGCAGGACCGCAGGCUCAGCAGUUUGGUGGUGGGUCAUCUGCAGGGCCCUCUGGGGGGAAGCCGACUCAUCAGCAGUUGGAGGUUGCUCGGGAGCAGCCCGGGGGGGCGUAUGGGCACCCAGCGACUGCUUAUGGGCAGGCGGGAGCAACACAUGGGCAGCCGGGGGCCGCUUCUGGUGAGCAGGGGAGCACUUAUGGGCAGCCGGGGGGCACUCAGGGGCCGCAGGGGAGCACUUAUGGGCCAUCGGGGGCAGGGGGCGCUCAGGGACAGCAGGGGAGCACUUACGGGCGGCCAGGAAACACUUAUGGGCAGUCAGAGAGUGCUCAAGCGCAGCCAAAGAAACCCAAGUUUUCGAGAGCGGAUGCGUCUCCCAAGAUACCUUUGCUAAGUGCGUCGGAGCUCGAAGGCCUGCACAAGUUUGUGGAGUUUGGGGAGAAGGUGCUACAGCAGGUAGGGAGUGCUCCGCCAGUUGUCAGUCGGCAGUCGCCAGCUGUUAGCAGACCGUCGCCAGCUGUUAGUGGGCAGCCGGCAGCUGUCAAUCAACCCCUGCAGGCCGAGAGCGCACAUCAGGGGGGCGAGGCCAUUGUUAGAAACAUGCCUGAGGCAUCAAGGUGGGCAUUUGGGAUGCAGGCCCCUCGGUCAAUGGCUGUGAAGGCUGAAGAUAAGCCGGAAAUUCAACCGUCAUUUGGGGGAAAUGUCCCAGCCGGAGAGACCCCCGCACGCGAGGGAGAAACGCAGACAGGGCCUGGGCAACAACCGGGGGCGCAGGUUCAGCAAUUGACGGCGCAGGCACAAGCGGCAUUCCCGAACCCGUAUGCCAUGUUUGAGCGGAAGUCGGGUCCUGCGGUUAGCGCAGACCUGCCCCACGUGUCGCCGCAACAGCCUGGAACAAUAGGCGCGAACGUGCUCAAAGCAACGGAGAAAACGGGCACGCAUGAGGGUCAGAAAGCGUUCGGUGUUCAGCAAAGUGGUCAGGGUCAACCAAACCCGCAGCAGGGUUUGGCGACAGCUGUAAACCCCCAGCAAGCGUCUGGACGCGGUCAGCAGGCCAUGCAGAGGGGUCAGAAUCAGCAGCCAAACUUUCCUGCCCAAGCCAACCAAGGUCAGUUCAUGCAGCAGGGGCAGGCUCAGCAGCAAUUCGGUGUCCAAUCGGGUCAGCUGCAACAAGGGAGCACUAACCAACCUCAAUUCCGACAACCCAGUCCAAAUUCCCAGGCCCAAUUCACGCAGCCCAGUCCAAACCCCCAUGCGCAGUUCCAGCAACAGCUGUUGGCGGGCCAGAUGAACCAACCGCAGGCUCUGCCCUCGGGACAGCUGCACCAGCCCCAGAUGCAACUGGGCGCCCAGAUAAUCAAUCCUGGUUUCCAGCAACCCAGUCCCCAACCUGGCGCCCAGUUCAACCAGCUUCUCCAACAGCAGCAGGCGAAUCAGAGCCCCUUCCAACAGCAGUUCUCCGCCCUGCCAACCGCCUUCCAGCAGCAAGGCGCGCAGGGGUUCCAAAACCAAGCGGCGGGCCAGCGACAGUUUGCAGCCCCAAGCUUUGUGAGCCAGGCACAAGCGGCGCCCCAGGGGCUUCAAAACCAGGGGUCCGGGCAGCAGCAGUUUGGCGUCCCGGCUUUUGGGAGCCAGCCGCAGAUGACGCCUCAAAAUUCGGGGUCAGGGCAGCAGCAGUUUGGGAGUGGGGGCUUUGGGGUCCCGCCGGCGCAGAGUGACGCGGAGAGGAGGCGGCAGCAGGCAAUGGCGAUCUUGGCGCAGCAGGAGAAAGAGCUCCAGGAGAAGAGGAGCCAGCAGGGGCGGCAAAAGGCGCAGCCAACCAUGCUGCAAAGCCCCACGAAGCAGAACACCUCCCUUACCCCACUCCAACAGUUGGCCGCCCUCAGGAAACUGGAGGAGGAUAAGCAGAGACGCUCCCAACAGGGGGGUCAGCCGGCCCAGCUGCCAAGCCCUGCCGCACGCCCCCCCCAAGGACAGCCGCAGCCUCUCAUCGCCUCCCCCGCUCCAAACCUUCCGCCGCAAAUGCAGCCUUUUCCGGCGCAGACGCAGCAGGCUUUCGGGGGCCAGCCAAUGGGGACCCGCCAGCUGGCAUUGGGUCAAAACGCUCCGGGGCAGGUUGGGGUUACCGGGCUGGUGGGUCAACAGUUUCAGGGAGGGAUCCCUGGCAAGUCGGGUGCGCAGCAGCAAACGAGCGGUGGGCAGGGUUUUGGACCAGUCCAAAGUUUCGGACAGGGCCAAGUUUUCGGAGAGAAUCAGGCCUUCGGUCAGGGGGGGACAAAUGGGCAGGGGCAAGCUGGCAUUCCGGGCCAGGGUUUGGCGCAAGCAUCCGGGUUUGGACAAGGGCAAGCGUUCGGGCAAGGGCAGGGUCAAGGCCAGGGUUUCACACAAGGUCAGGGUUUCGGACAGGGGCAAAUCCAAAACCAGGGUUUUGGACAGGGUCAGAGUUUUGGACAGGCGCAGAUGGGCGGACAGGCGCCAUUCUUUGUGCAGCAGGCGCGGCCGGGCUUCCAGCCUCAACUUGGUGGAACGCCCCAAGUGCAACCGGGGCAGGUUAUGGGUCAGCAAGCCGGCCCCAACCAGGGGGUUAUGCAGGGCCACGCAGGAGCCAGCUUUCCUAACCAACCCCCAACCCAAGUAAACCUUCACAGCAGCCAAGCUAGCGGCGGUGUUGGGAUCAGGCCCAGGAUGCCGACUGGCGGAGGUUUUGGGAUGGCCCCUCGGGCGGGUUUAGUUAACCCGCCCGGGUUAAGCGGCCGCCCGGGGAUGAUCCCCGGGGGCCAGCCGCGGGGCCAGGGCCCAACGCCCCGGGGGGCUUUCCAGGCCCAGGGCCGACCCCCCCAGCAGGGGGUGAAGAGGCCCCUAGUUCAAGACGGCGGGCCGGGGAAGGGCCCGACACUGCGGUGCGACCCGUGCGAGAAGGAGUUUUCGGGGCAGGACGGGUACAACGCGCACAUGGUGGCGCACGAGAAGUGCUCCGAACCGGGAUGCGGGUUUGAAGCGUCUGGGAAGGUCCUGAAAGAGCACAAGCUGAGCGCGCACCAGGCCGGCAACAAGCUGGGGCGCGCGCGCGCCGCGGCCACCGCAAACGCCAACGAGACCGAGGAGGACGUUAGGAAGUGGCGCGAGGAGCGACGGAAGCACUACCCGACGGAGGGCAACGUCCAGAAAAAGGCAGAGGAGGCGGCGGCCCGGCGCGCCCGCGGCGAGCUGGAGGACCUAGACGGCGCCGCGCGGCGCGCGCGGCUGCGCGAGAUCCUCCAACAGCAGCGCGCUCUGGGGGUCGUGGGGUCGGAAACCGAGGCCGCGGCGAUGCUCGACGGGGGGAAGCGGCAGGCGGUGGAGGGCCCGGGGGGGCGCCCCGAGCGCGGGGUGUGCUUCUUUUUCCUGAAGGGGCACUGUAGGAAGGGGCGGCGGUGCCAGUUUUUGCAUCAGAGGACGCCCCGGGGAGAGCGGGGACCCGGAGGACCCGGAAACGACCGGCGACGACAGAAUCAAGUGGCAAAACGAGCACCGACUCUGCUCGAGAAACUCUUGGCGCCGGAGAUUCGGAAGGACAAGAGCCACCUCCUCCAGAGCUUCCGCUUCAUGGUGAACAACAACUUCUUCCUCGAGUGGCCCCAGCAGCCGCUUAAAUAUUUCGAGUGGCAGUCAAGCGACGAACUAGAGGAGGGUGGGGAUACUGGCGCAGAGGGAGCGCCCGAGGCGUUAGUUCAUGAUGGGAAAGCAGAGGGAGAGGGAACGCUAGAUGAGGAGGAGGAGGAUGGUAGCGACUAUGAGUCUGCGGGCGAGGAUGACGAAGAGGCUGCGCUAGAAGUAAUGCUAGGGUGAGUAGCUCUGAGGAGGGUUUAGAAGGCUAGUAGCAGGUAUCUGUAGAUGAACGAGCAUGGGUGUUUUGAAUGGAGCGUAACGAUAGUCGGUGUGCAUAGUCAAGUCUGUACAGGGAGUUUCGAGAAGAAAGAAUGUUGUGUUUGAGGCGGUAACUUGUUAAUGAUUGGCUAUAACGGG